Messenger RNA from Phalaenopsis equestris, 4444 nucleotides. Its product is annotated as protein FAR1-RELATED SEQUENCE 6-like. The record is from RefSeq and is a predicted model, not a curated record. Gene Ontology annotation, molecular function: zinc ion binding. Lineage: Eukaryota; Viridiplantae; Streptophyta; Magnoliopsida; Asparagales; Orchidaceae. The transcript is spliced from 7 exons. The coding region runs from base 423 to 2885 and encodes 820 amino acids. Gene Ontology annotation, biological process: regulation of DNA-templated transcription.
CGGGUCUACAUCUAAAUUCUUAAUGUCCCCCACCCCCUCCCUCACCCUCCUCUCUCUCUCGCUAUCAUCGCGUCAAAGGAAACCCUAAAUUUAUUUUCUCCCUUCUGAAAUCUUACAAGCAGCUGCAGAACUUAUAGUAAGAUGAUGUCUUGGGAAUCCACCUUUCUAUGGCAUGCCGAAUAUUUUUUGUUUUUCUGUUGGUUGACACAAACUCCUCGUCGAGCCCUUAUCCCUGCUUUUGAGUUCGAAUACUUCCACUAGGAAGCUAUUGUUAUAUUUCCUCUUCCCAAGAUGAAGCAAGCUUCAUCUUUUCUGAGGUGUAUCAGUGGUGCAUGAUGAAUAAAGCUAUUUUACUUUGCUUUCGUGUAAAUUUAGAGUGUCAUUCACUAUUUCUGGCAUCUUCUUAAUGGUUGAGUUCUCAGAUGGAAGCAACUCUUGAUGCGACCACUGAAAUUAUUAAGGUGAAGGAAGUUGAGAUGAAUAGAACAGUGAUCCUGGAUAAUGGAGAAUCUCAGGAGAUGCUACCUGAUUCUUCUAAGAAAGAUGAGAUCAAGGAAAUAAUCACAGAUGACAACAAGAAACCUAAUGUUGGAAUGACUUUCAAAACAUAUGAUGAUGUGUCUAAUUUCUAUAAGCAGUAUGCUCUACGAGUAGGGUUUGGUGUGAUCGUCAAGAAAUCUUGGUUUUCAAAAUCUGGCAAGUGCAGGAGAGUUCUAAUGGGAUGCUCUAGGGCAGGGAGCGGACGAGCAGAUGCAUGCUAUCAAGCAAGGCUGACUGCCAAGACGAACUGUCAAGCCAUGAUAGGUGUAAGGAGGAGGGAUGAUGGUUUACUGCACAUUGUGGAAGCUAAUCUUGAGCAUAAUCAUCCAGUCAGUCCUUCAACAGCACAAUCCCUGAGAUGUUACCAGAAGAUGGCAUGUGAGAUAAAUCUUAUUCAUUCUGCUGGAAAUAGAAAUUCUCACCUUGUUGAAAAGGGAUUUGGAAAUCCUGUUGAAUUUGGGAUGCUAAAGCUUGGGGAAGGGGAUGAUGCAGCGAUUCAUCAAUUUUUUUCACGAAUGCAGAAUAGAAAUCCAAAUUUCUUUUACUCAGUGGAUCUUGACCAAUAUGGUCGUUUGAGGAAUCUAUUUUGGGCUGAUGCAAGGGCGAGGGCUGCAUCAUUGUAUUUUUGUGAUGUUGUAUCAUUUGAUUCAACAUACUUGGCUGUAAAGUAUGAUUUGCCCCUUGUUUCAUUCAUUGGGACUAAUCACCAUGGUCAAACGGUGUUGUUGGGUUGCGGUUUGCUUUCAAAGGAAACUGUGGAGACAUAUGUUUGGUUAUUUAAGACUUGGUUAGCAAGCAUUAUGGGAUGCCAGCCAAAUGCUUUCAUCUCAAAUCACUGCAAGGCCAUCCAAUGUGCAGUUACAGAGGUGUUUCCAAGAAUCAGGCAUCGCCUCUGCUUAUAUAAUAUUAUGAAAAAAAUCCCUGAAAAUUUGAAAGGAUAUGCAGAAUUCAUUGCGAUAAGGAAGACACUGAAGAAGUUGGUAUAUGAUUGUUUGAGGGUUGAUGAGUUUGAAGAAAGAUGGAAUAAAAUGAUAAAGGAAUUUGGACUUGAAGGAAAUGAGUGGCUUAGUGCUUUGUAUGAGAACCGACAUUCAUGGGUUCCGCUUUAUCUCAAAGACACUUUUUGGGCAGGCAUGUCUGUUUCUCAGCGUGGUGAGAGUUUAAGCUCAUAUUUUGAUGGAUUUGUGAAUCCGAAGACAACAGUAAAGCAAUUUCUUACUAAAUAUGAGACAAUCAUACAAAGCAAGUGCAAGAAGGAAGCACAAGCAGACUCUGAAUCACUCUAUAAGAUACCUUUGAUAGCAUCAAAAUUUUACAUGGAAGAGCAGCUAUCAAAAUUGUACACUCUUAACAUCUUCAAAAAAUUCCAAGAAGAGUUAAAAGCCACCAUGUAUUGCCAUGCUUCACCAAUUAAGAUAGAGCGGCCUAUUUGUAUCUUUCAGGUUAAAGAAUGUUCAUAUAUGGAAAAUGGUAAGAGAACUGAGAGCAAGGACCAUGAGGUCUGUUACAAUUCAGAAGAACUUGCUGUGCAUUGUGCAUGUGGUUUUUUUCAGUUUAAUGGAAUUUUAUGUCGGCAUUCUUUGUCAGUUUUUAAGUUGCAACAAGUUUUUGAAAUUCCAUCUCAGUAUGUCCUUGAUCGCUGGAAAAAGGAGUUUAAGAAGUUGUAUCGUUUGGCUCGUUACUCGGAGGAUAUAAUACCUAGUACCCCGGGGGAGCGUUAUUCAUACUUGUCUGUGCGCCUACUUCAACUUGUAGAACUAGGAUUUGUAUCUGAAGAGAGGUUUCAACUUGCAUUAAAACUAAUUAGGGAGCUAGAAAAAUCUCUUCUGGAUGAUCCAGAAGGCAGAGACAAGCAACCCCGGCUUCUCUCUUUUGAGACCCAGACCAGUCAGUGUGUUAAUGACCUUUUGUCUUCACAAUUUGCUAUGUCAAAGGUUUGCAAGAACCCCACUUCUUUGCACACAAAACGAAGAGGUAGGCCGCCAAAAAAAACCAAGGAAUCUAACGUAGAUUUGUUAGUCCAAACAAAUAAGGAGCAGGAUUUUCUGAGAUCAUCUCUCAUCGGGAGUGAGAACCUUGUAUUUCAAGCAGCCUCAACUUCUUCACCUCUUGAUGUACAUCUUGGAUCACAAAGAGGCAACGAUUUAAUGGAAGACGUUAACUCCAAUGAGCUGUCAUUUGGUACUCAUUUUGGCGUGCAUGAUAACCCUCAGCAUCACCUGGGAGGUCAAGUAAGACUGCAGAGUUUAUACGAACAGCAAGCAUUGGAAAUUCCAGCAAGGGUGCAGUGGCUUUAUCCACCAAGUUUCCAGGAGGAAGCACAUACAGUUCCAAGGACCAGAUAGGAGAGUUUGCAACAAACUAUGUUCUCCUUAACCUUAGGGAAUAAUCACUGUUCAUUCCGUGUGGCUUGCCUAGCCUCUAUGUUUGAGCUGCGCCUAAAAUUCAGCCACAAACUAUGUUUCCUUUUUUGCUUCUGCUUAAGGCGCAGCCUCGUUUGUAUUCUAACGUGGCAAGUGAAAGGAGCAUGUCCUCGUAAAGAUUUUGAACUAGGGAAAAUACCCCAUGAAUUCAAGCAAUUAGUCCGGGUUUUGGGCCUGUUGUGAGAACAGUCAGUAAUUUGACAGUUAUGGCAUCAGAACCAGUGGAGUUGACAGAGGAGAAUGUUUUUAUGCAAGCUUAAAAGUUUCUCUUGCUUUUGAUUUCGCCUUUCCUGCUAAGGUGCCUCCUUCAUAAUGGUAAGUAGCACCAGCGGCUCAUUUGGUUGCUUCAAUUUAAAAUUCUUGAUGUUAAUGUUUAUUAUAUUCGUCAUUUGAUUGAAUGUAAUUAGACACUGCUAAUUGAUUUCAAUUCCCAAAAACAUUCUCUCAAAAGUGAGGAUUUUAAUUUCACAUUAAAUUAGUGAAAACAAAAUCCUCACUUUCUACAACAUAUUUUCAUCUACAAGUAACCAAUUGGUCCCUAAGCUGCGCUAUGAACUGAAGACUGGAUCCAAGGUCGCUAACAACCUCAGCAGCUAAAAAUUUGGCAGCAGUCACCAUACUUAUGGGAAAUUAGGAGAUGCAAGCAGAAUGAUUGCAUGUGAGUGGCUUUGUUUUAUCUGGAGAAUGGAUCUGUUUUUAUUUAAAAAUGAGAACUUUGCAAUUUAUGUUUCAUAACCAUUUAAACAAGUUCUGUUGUCAAUCAAGCAUUUGAGCCAUCAUGGAGUUUUUUUUUUUCAUCGAAAAGUUCUUAUGAGAGAAAUACUGCACUUAGAAUUUGAAAGUGUGAUAUUCCCGAGAACAAUUCAGUUGUUUUGUCUUGAUAAAAUCACUGUAUCAAUAUUGCUGGCAAAUGUAACAUUCUCGCUCUCUCCUAUUGUGCUAUAAAUUAUAUUGCCAUACAUUUGUCUUGAUUUCUGUGAACAGUUUUUAAUGCAGUAGAAUUCACAUGUUAGGACAUCUUUUUAUGGAUGACCUUUUACUAGAAUUAAGACAUAAGUUAAAAAAGCCUGUAAACCUGAGGCUCCAAAGCUUCCAGCAGAGAACAAAGAGAUGAGCUUCUCAUAGCCAUUCCCAAAAUAAACUAUUCCAUGCAUUUGAGAGUUAGAUGAUAUAAGCUGCUUCCAAGACGGUGAAACGUUACCUAAUUGUUGAAUCAAUAUAGAAUAGCAGCAGAUAUUCAACCAAUAAAUAAGAAUAGAUUUGUUGAUGGGCUUCCAGAUAAAUUUCAUCUUGCAAGAAAUAUUAAUGAUGGCGGGACAGAGAAAGCCCAGGCAUCCCUUAGAUUUUGACAAAGUGGUUUGCUGCCAAGAGAUAGUGUGUGGCUUAUAGGAGGCAUCAGCAACUAAUAACAGUCUUCAGAACACAUUCAGCAAGAAAUAAAGAUCUGAGCCAAUAAGCUAAAUAACUCAACGUGGUCAUUU